This is a messenger RNA of Adineta steineri, 960 nucleotides long. The record is from the annotation of a GenBank genome assembly. NCBI's taxonomy places the organism in Eukaryota, Metazoa, Rotifera, Eurotatoria, Adinetida, Adinetidae.
AUGCGGACCUUAAUUUUUCUUCUCAUUGCUGGUAUUUCAAGUCUUACCCACGCACAAUCUCCAUCAGAUGUAGCAAGACAUAGACUUAUAGGACUAAUUGCAGAUGUACGUGGAGCCGAUGGACGUCGAUAUGGUUCACGUGAUCAUCUUGGAAAUACAAUGGAUUGUGUCAAAAUUAUUAAACGCACUGAUAGUGAACAAUUUAUUGGUGUUUACCAUACAUAUAUCAAUGAAGUACCACGAGUUAAUUUAGCUAUAUCAGACGAUCUUUUAAACUGGACAUGGUUACGUGAAUUAGCUUAUUUUGGUUCACAACCUACAAUUGCUGUACCUAGUGAUCAACCCCAUGGUUAUAUUGUUGCAUGGGAGCAAGAACCAAAGAAUCAUUUACGAUUUGCUUUUUAUCCAACAUGGUCUGAUUUACAAGCUGGUAUACCUAGCAGAAACUAUUCUGUUCCACGUACAUUAUCUACUUGUGCUGAAGGUACUCCAAGUAUCUAUGGUCAACCAACACUUGAUAAUAUUGAUGUUGGUUUUCACUUCUAUGAUAAUUGUGUUGUUGAUCGUCAAGCUCGAGGCACUUUAAAAAACUUUGGUUUAUGGACUCAAUUUCGAAAACAACCAAAUGUUGACAAUGCAUUACUUCAUUUUGGUGUAAAAGGUAAUAUUGGUGAUCGAGAUACUAUUUCCAACUUCGACAGUUAUCAAUUUACCGCCAUGGAAGGACAAUAUGCACCAAAUGAUUUUGGAACUUGGCGCACAUUCAUAUUUGAUCCACAAACAGGCAAUGCUGACCCAGUAAAUGUUAUUACAGAUGGAGGAAGUCAAGCAUUUGCUAAUCCAACAAUGACACUUACUACAUGGAAAGGUCAACAAAUCUUAAUUGUUACUCUUUUUGUUCCUAGUGAAGGACACGCAGAAGGUGAAGCAGGUGAACUUAUCUAUUAUCGUAAACUAUAA